This is a messenger RNA of Ziziphus jujuba (common jujube), 1786 nucleotides long. RefSeq lists its product as uncharacterized. The transcript has 6 exons. The coding region runs from base 157 to 1632 and encodes 491 amino acids. The record is from RefSeq and is a predicted model, not a curated record. NCBI's taxonomy places the organism in Eukaryota, Viridiplantae, Streptophyta, Magnoliopsida, Rosales, Rhamnaceae.
UUCACUCUGCUUUCAGAUUCUCUGAUGUCUCUUUAAAGGGUCGGUUAGUCAACCUAUAUAUAUAUAUAUAUACACACGACCAUAUCCAUAUAUAUUACACAUUGUACCAGUACACAUAGUUGAACCCCAAGCGGGUUUUCUUAGUUUUGAUUAGCUAUGGUUGAAGAACUAGGCCACAAUGAGUUCUAUGGUGGUUUUAAUGGUUUCUCUCCAGAGAAGCAACAGUUUCACAACCCACUAUACGACUCUGUCAAACCUGAAAGCUUCUCUGUUACUGACAUUCAUAAAGGUGCAAACGAAUUGAUCAGACAAACACCCCGUGAUCCUGAUCAGGUAAAUAUGGCAAACCUCCUACUGAAUUUACCUCCUCUUGGUUUGGCACUUCAUCAAACACCAGCUUUAUUGGAGACGAUACAGAGUCAGGUUUUCCCUCAAGCUUCUGAUGUGGAGAAGGAAAAGUUGAAGGCUGUUAAUUUUGGUGCAUCUUUGCUGAGAAUUGGCUUAUGGCAGAGAAUAACAAGAAAUGAAGGAGAUCUUGUAGCAAAAUGUUAUUAUGCGAAACGAAAAUUGGUUUGGGAAAUCUUGGAAAAAGGAUUGAAGAGCAAGAUUGAAAUACAAUGGAGUGAUGUUGUGGGAAUGAGAGCUAUUCUUGAAGAAAAUCGACCAGGAAUUCUUGAAAUUGAGUUAAGUAUACCGCCAACAUUUUACAAAGAGAGUGAUCCACAACCAAGAAAGCACACACUUUGGAAUGCCUCACCGGACUUUACUGAUGGUCAAGCUCUCAUUUACAGGAGGCACUAUCUUGAAUUUCCUUCUGGUGUUCUAGACAAACACUAUGAGAAGCUCUUACAACGAGAAAACCGGUUCUAUCAAUUGAGCAAAAGUCCAUUCCCAAGAUUAGAGUCUCCCUUCUUCUCACAGAUUAGAGAAUACCCAUUUGGUUUUAACGGAAAUCUUCAGGAAAUUAACUCUGCUUUGCCACUGCCUAAUUAUCAUCAAGUUAUUACAAAGAAUCUACCUCCUGCUUUUCCAACUCCACAAUUUUAUGAACCAAACAACCAACCACACAUGAAUAUCUACUCUAGUACUUCACCAACAUCAGUGAUGGGAUUUGCUUCACCUUUGGAUGAUGUUAUAAGCUCCAGCCAUGGAGUUGAGAAUUCAAGUAUGGUAAUAUGGGGGGGUCAAGGAAUGAAUGCAUUUCCAGAUCAUGCAGUAGAGACAGAUCAAAUCCAAAGGCUGCAGCAGCAGCAACAGCUUUCUCUUCAUCAACCAAAGCAAGAAUAUCCGAUGGUUUCGAAUCAAAACUAUAAUAAUCUAAUUACUUACCAAGGAGGAGGGAGUCAAAAUCCGGAAGGUCAAGUACUAAGUAACAUCGAAAACGAGCUGUUGAAUGAGUCGCAAGUCGAAUGUACUGGAAGUAGUGAAUUUAACCAUGAUCAUCACGUUAACUGGGCUCAGCCAAGCCAAAUUCCUUCUAUUGGUGAGAGAAUUCCAUUAUAUCCACCUUUCCCUAUAAAUCCCAUCCAUAAGGAGUCCAAAAAUUGGGAAGGAGCUCAAAUUUCUGAUGCAGAGGUUUGGGAUUUAUCUGACAUGAAUGUAAACUUUCCUAAUCUGCCACAUUUUGGAUAGUUUUUCCUUUUUUGGGUUUUGGGCUGUUUUGGUUUUUCUUGGUUUUUUGUUUACAACAAAUUGAAAAUUUUUAGUUUCUAGAGUUUGAAGAUUAAUUUGUAAAGAGAAAAACAGAAGCAAUAAAUGAUGAAUAAAGUAUAAAGAAUAUUGUCCU